Molecule: messenger RNA, 1311 nt
Organism: Rhagoletis zephyria (snowberry fruit fly)
Lineage: Eukaryota; Metazoa; Arthropoda; Insecta; Diptera; Tephritidae
Source: RefSeq, a predicted model, not a curated record
GCGGCGGAAGUUCAAACACUGGCGGCCUCGUUGCUGAGCAAGGACGGCAGCACGGAGCACUUUGUCGGCUUCAGCUACCUGCCCAAUCAGAUUCACCGGAAGACGGUGAAGAAGGGCUUCGAGUUCACGCUGAUGGUCGUCGGCGAGUCGGGCAUGGGCAAGUCGACGCUGGUCAACUCCAUGUUCCUCACCGACAUCUACUCGCCGGAGUACCCGGGCCCCAGCAAGCGGGCGAGCAAGACGACCGCCGUGGAGACCACCCGCGUCCACCUCAAGGAGAAGCUGGUCAACCUGCACCUGACGGUGGUGGACACGCCCGGCUUCGGCGACAAGGUCAACAACACCGACUGCUGGGCGCCCAUUGUCGACUUCAUCGAGUCGCGCUACGAGGAGUACCUCAACUCUGAGACGCGCGUCCACCGGACGCACAUUGCCGACAACCGCGUCCACGUCUGCCUCUACUUUAUCGCCCCCUCUGGUCACGGCCUGAAGCCGAUCGACGUGGAGUGCAUGCUGAAGCUGCACGACAAGGUCAACAUCAUUCCGGUCAUUGCCAAGGCGGACACGCUCACCCCGGAGGAGCUGACCAGCUUUAAGAAAAAUAUUAUGAGCGAGAUUGCCAAGCAGAACAUCAAGGUGUACGAUUUUCCGGACUGCGACGAGGAGGAGGACGGCAAGGUGUUGAAGUCAAUGAAGAGCCGGGUGCCCUUUGCCGUCGUCGGCAGCAACUACGUACUGGAGAUUGGCGGAGAGCGAAAGCGGGGAAGGAAGUACCCGUGGGGAGUGGUGGAGAUUGAGAAUAUGGAUCACUGCGACUUUCAGGCGCUGCGAAAUCUGCUCAUUCGCCACUACAUGCUCGACCUGCUGGAGACGACCAACAAUGUGCACUACGAGAACUACCGCUGUCGAAAGCUGACAGGCAUCUCGCCGGACGUCUCGAAGAAGGGCAAAGACAACAAGAACCCACUCGCACAGAUGGAAGAGGAGAAGAAAGACCACGACGUGAAGAUGAAGAAGAUGGAGAAGGAGAUGGAGCAGGUCUUUGAGCAGAAGGUCAAGGAGAAGCUGCAAAAGCUGAGGGAAUCAGAAGAGGAGUACACAAGAAGACACGAGGAGAUGACCAAGAAGCUGGAGCAGCAGCGACACGAGCUGGAGGAGAAGAGGGCCCACUUUGAGAAGGAGAAGGCAGCUUUCGAACUGGUCAGCAAGGACAUGGAGGAGAUUCGACGAGUCAACACACUGGACGUCAACAUGCGAGAUAUGAACCUGGACGGAAAGAUUAAGGAGAAGAAGAAGAAGGGUCUCUUCUGA